Molecule: messenger RNA, 1150 nt
Organism: Ogataea polymorpha
Lineage: Eukaryota; Fungi; Ascomycota; Pichiomycetes; Pichiales; Pichiaceae
Exons: 1
Coding region: 132-1106 (324 amino acids)
Biological process (GO): nuclear-transcribed mRNA poly(A) tail shortening
Cellular component (GO): CCR4-NOT complex; nucleus; cytoplasm
Molecular function (GO): poly(A)-specific ribonuclease activity
Source: RefSeq, a predicted model, not a curated record
GAUCAUAUUCAAUCACCUUGGACAAUUCUAUAACUAGGAGAAGAAAUUGGUUUGAUGUCAGUCCUUCAAAAAGACAGUCUGGAAACGAGACCAUCACUGUGUCUACUUACAACCUUCUCUCUCAGCAAUACAUGUGGCCAGAAGUUUACAAUCACAUACCCGCAAAAUUCACAAGCUGGCAGUAUAGGCUAGCUCUUAUAAACAAGAAUUUAAUGGACUUAUCACGGCUAGCAGAUAUCAUGUGUUUUCAAGAGAUGGAAUUCAAUGUUUAUCAGAAAACGUGGAAACCCUUGUUGAAAGAUCAGGGUUUUGAUUCCAUUUUUCAAAAAAAGAAGCCCCCUGUUUACUGGAUCAAAAGCGAAGACCAGUUGGAUGGUGUGUCUAUUUUUGUCAACUCCAAUAAAUUUGACCUCCUUGGCUAUGAGCCAGUCGAAUACUCUGAACACUUUCAAAAUCCCGAAUAUUUCACUCCAACUCGCGACUUAAGAGAACGUGCUAUGCCUAGAAAUACUGUUGCUCUCAUUGCAACAGUAAGACACAAGAAAACAGGAACGAUCAUAUUUGUGACGAACACACACCUAUAUUGGUCUCCUGAAUUCCCCGAUGUCAAAGUUCUGCAAACAUACCUGCUCGUUCGUUUACUCAGGAGAACAAUGAGAAAUUUCUAUAAAGUAAAUGACCACCAGCUCAAAGAGAUUAUGCGCAUGGGAGAAGCGAGUGCUCUUUUGGUUGGGGACUUUAAUUCCACUCCUGACUCCAUGGUUUAUGAGUUUCUACAAAACGGCUCGCUCGACAUUGCUAAAGACACCCGGUUCAAUUAUGACUAUGGCGAACUGGAUGGUGACAUAUUGGAUACGGGUCUUCUAGGAUUUGAGUCCCAGUACAGAUCAUUGGUAAACUCCUCUGAAUUUCAGUGCCGUAAGCAUAGUCAACCCUUCAAAAGAUUUAUUGAUUACAUUUGGGUGAACAAAUACAGCAAGAAUUUGACACCUCUUCGAGUUCUCGGGGACAUAGAUAUUGACUCUGUGAAUGAGUUUCCAUGGUUUCCUAAUGAGUCGUAUCCAAGCGAUCAUCUUCCCAUGCUAGCUCAAUUUGGAAUAACUUAAGUUACAUUAUAUAACACAUCGGAAACGCGCACAUUAUGAUUCAC